Messenger RNA from Larimichthys crocea (large yellow croaker), 385 nucleotides. RefSeq names its product somatostatin-1-like. The coding region runs from base 62 to 385 and encodes 107 amino acids. Gene Ontology annotation, cellular component: extracellular region. NCBI's taxonomy places the organism in Eukaryota, Metazoa, Chordata, Actinopteri, Sciaenidae. Gene Ontology annotation, molecular function: hormone activity. The record is from RefSeq and is a predicted model, not a curated record. The transcript has 2 exons.
GUGUCUUACCAAGAAGAAUUCUCUCAACAAGAAGCCCACAUAAAAUAUUUUCCAAGUAAGGAUGGCCCACAUCUUGUGCAUUUUGGCACUUUUGUGUUUUGCAUCAUGUGUAGCUAAAAAUACAGAGACUGAGAAGAGCUUUAAAGACCUCCAGCUCCAGCAAGAUUCAUUGUCAUGGUUUGACAAAUUACAGGACAAUCAGGAAUUGACAAAGAAGCAGAAAUUAGUGGACUUGCUUUAUAAACUUUCCAAAUCCGAAAAUGGAAUAAUCCUCCAAGGACACGCGGACACAGAGAAACAGGAGAAGAGUCGACGUGGACUGGGUGGAACGACUCGCAAAGCUGGCUGCAGAAUAUUUUUCUGGAAGUCCUGGACUUCCUGCUAA